This is a messenger RNA of Cuscuta campestris, 2709 nucleotides long. NCBI's taxonomy places the organism in Eukaryota, Viridiplantae, Streptophyta, Magnoliopsida, Solanales, Convolvulaceae. The record is from the annotation of a GenBank genome assembly.
CGUGUUAGAAAUAAAGAUAAUAUGAAUAUCGUUAUGAACAAGUGAUAGAGAUAUACCUUGAUAGCACAAAUCAAAGAUCAAAGUGUAAUGGAGAAUCAAAGGAGAAGCAAUGCAAUUCAAUGAGAUCAAUAGACUAAGGAGAAGGAUGUCUCAUUUCAACAUAUGGAGCCUCUAUUUAUAGGCUUACAAAUGAGAAAAGAAAAGCUUCUUCUACUCAAAGAAAAUACAAAAAAAAAAAUUAUAAUGUUGGGAAGAGAAGAAGAGAGGACAAUGAUGAACAAGUACUACACAAGAAGUUGGAGCUUGAGGACUACUGCUACGGCGGCGGCGGCGAACCGCCGGCGGUCGGAGAUACUAUUUUCUCAUCCAAUCAGACAUUAUCUGAAGCGGUUCCGGGGAAGUCUGGCGGAGGCUUUGCGGGUCGUGUCUCCGGGGAGAUGCCGGAAGGUCGGGUCGUCCCCGGACGGCGGCGAGAAGGUGGGGGUGAUGGGGAGAAGCUGCUCGUGCAAGUGGGCCGUGACGAGCGGCCCACGUGCAAUGGGCGGGUUUGAUCAUCAUAGGGCCGAAGCCAUUGAUGAUUUGUUUGCUACUCAGAAGCCAGAGUCAAAAAGUGAUGAAGAGUGGGCUUUUGAACAUGAAAUGGUUUGUGGUUUCAUUCGUCAGUGGGUAGAUGAUAAUGUUCUGAAUCACAUCUACAAUGAAUCUCAUGCUAGAUCUUUGUGGGACAAGCUUGAAUCCUUGUAUGCAUCAAAAACAGGGAAUAACAAGCUAUAUUUGCUUAGGCAAGCUAUGAAUCUGAGAUUCAAGGAAGGUUCUUCUAUUUCUGACCACUUGAAUGAAUUUCAAGGGUGUUUUGAUCAGUUUUCAGACAUGGGCGUAAAGUUCGAGGAUGAGAUUUUGGGACUUUGGUUGCUGAAUACUUUGCCUGAUUCUUGGGAAAAUCUUUGCGUGUCUUUGAUUAGUUCUGCUCCCGGUGGUACAGUAACCAUGGAGUUUGUCAAAGCUGCCGUUCUGAAUGAAGAAGUGAGACGCAGAACUCAUGAGACAUCUACUUCAAAAUCUGAUGUCUUGGUUACUGAAAAUAGGGGGAGAAGCAAAGACAGAGAUCAUGGAGAAUUCAAAAGGGGCAAGAGCAGGAGCAAGUCCAGGUCAAAAUACAAAAAUGUGGAGUGCCACUAUUGUCAUAAAAAGGGGCACUUAAUGAAAAACUGCUUCAAGCUGAAGAACAAAGACAAGAAUAAGCGAGAAGGGAAAGAUGGUGAAAAUGAUCGUCAUGUUGCUACCACGACUUCGGGUGAUUAUGGGGUAUUGAAGAUGGGUAAUGAUGGUCGUUCACAGGUUGUUGGCAUUGGUGUUGUUGUCCUGGAAACCAGAACUGGGAUGAAGUUAGUGUUGAAGAAUGUCCGACAUGCACCAGAUAUUCGCUUGAAUUUGAUAUCUACUAGUGUCUUGGAUGAUGAAGGUUAUAUGAGUACCUUUGGUGAUGGGCAAUGCAAACUCACUAAGGGUUCUCUUAUUGUGGCUCGUGGGAAGAAGUGUUCAGAUCGAGUAUGGUCCGGGAAAGAUGUUUCUUAUGACCAUUUGCGUGUUUUUGGGUGUAAAGCUUUUGUACAUGUGCCAAAGGACGAGAGAUCCAAAUUAGAUGUCAAGACGAGGCAGUGCAUCUUUGUUGGCUAUGGUCAUGAUGAAUUUGGCUAUCGACUUUAUGAUCCUGUUGAGAAGAAGCUUGUCAGAAGCCGUGAUGUUAUCUUUAUGGAGGAUCAGAAUAUUGAAGAUAUUCAGAAGAUGGAGAAGUCAGAGUCUCAAAGUUAUGAUGAUCUUGUUGAUUUGAAUCCAACUCCCGUGGCUCAUACGCCUAAUGCUACCAGUGGAGAUCAGAAUGAUGAUAACAGUCAUGUUCCACAUGAUUUUGCCGAUGGUAAUGGUGAAGAAGAAUCAAAUGAGGUACACAAUCAACCUCAUGUUGAUAACAAUUCACCUACAGUUGCUCUCAGGAGGCUUUGCCAAAGGGGAAGUUUGAAACUUGUUGUUUGAUUGCCGGUUUGGCAACCACCUCCACAUAGUCAGGAGGGGGGAGAUUUGUUGGGCUCCCAACUAUGUGUCAUCUUUAAUUAAAAGGCCCAAAUAUUUUUGGAGGAUAAGUCCUCAAUACAUUUUUGUCCACAUAUUUUUUGGGAGUAAAGUUUGGCAGAUAUAUACCACACACCACGCAUGAUUCACGCACAAAAAAAAGGAGAAAAACAGCCGCAAGGGAAGAAGUAGCCGCUGGUUUUUCCAAAAAAACGCAGGUCUGGUUUUUCUAUCGAUCGGAGUGCCUUCGUAGUAUUGUUAAGGGCUAGAUAUCAUUGUGGUGCUGUUAUAUUGUGCAUUUGUACUCUCAAUUUGGUGGUAGUGGAGUUGGUUGGACCGAAGGGUCUCGUGGUUUUUACUCUUUCACAUUGAAAGGGUUUUCCACGUUAAAAUCUCGUGCCUCAUAUCGUUUUAUUUUCGUAUUUGGAUUAUCUUGUUGCUUGGUGUUCUUUGGUGUGUUUGUUUGUUGCUCCUCAUAGAUUCAUUCAAGAGGGAAAGGUGUUGAUCUUGGGCACUACACAUUCAUUAGUGUUCUUGCUUUCCCAACAUAGAGAUCAAUUGUGUGUGGCUUCGAGAGCUCAACUCGUAAGUUGGCAAAGGCAAGGAAUGCAAAAGGGAUAAGAACUGAGUUCGAUUUCU